AUGCAUCUUCCACGACUCGCAACAGGCCUAGCUGGUCUCUUAGGAAUUAGCAAGCCAGCUCUCACCCCCAGACAAUUCGAACCAGACUCCAGCGUCUACAUCGAUGCCGAAACCGGCCUGACCUUUGCCUCCUACACCAGCGACCGCAGCAUCAUCUUCCGCGUCGCCAUCCCCGACGUCAUCCCCGCCGACUUGGUUUAUGACACCGUCCUCCAGAUCGUCGCUCCUAUCACCGUCGGCUGGGCCGGGUUCGCCUGGGGAGGACACAUGACGUAUAACCCGCUUGGUAUCGCGUGGGCAAACGGUAAAGAGGUUGUGCUUUCGCCGAGGAUUGCUUACGGCUACUACUCCCCACCCACUUACACCUCCAGUCACUACACCCUCCUAAAAACCGGCACCCACGUCAACGCCACACAUUUCCAAGUAACCGCCAAAUGCACCGGUUGCUCCUCCUGGGGCGACGAGUCUAUCGGGUUCAGCAAUAUCGACCCGGAGUACCAGACCACGCUUGCCUACGCGUACGGAGACGCAAAAGUCGAUACCCCAGCGGAUGUGCAGUCGACUUUUGGGAUUCACGAUAGUUUGGGACAUCCGAUUUACGAUCUGGCGGUGGCGAAGAAUAAGGAUUUUGCGAAGAAGGUGGCUGCGCUUGUUGAGGGGAAGCCCGCGAGUGGGGGUGGGAGUGGGGAGGAUGAGGUUUGUAAGGAGGAGUGA
Messenger RNA from Sordaria macrospora k-hell, 714 nucleotides. RefSeq lists its product as uncharacterized. NCBI's taxonomy places the organism in Eukaryota, Fungi, Ascomycota, Sordariomycetes, Sordariales, Sordariaceae. The record is from RefSeq and is a predicted model, not a curated record.